AUCCAUUCAGGCCACCGUAGAAUGUCCUCUUCUGUUGCUUAGUGAAGACAGACGUGUAUUUAGUAAUCAUUGCGGAAAUAGUGAGACAUGGCAGCCGAGCUCGAGAAUCGGGUUUUAGAAGCAUUUCAGGGCCCCGGGCCCGGUGGGGGCAUGUCAGCCCUAGACGGACUGGACUGGGAUUCAUCACUUUUUGAUGAACUAAGUGGUUUGGUUGAUGUUGAUGAUUUGUUUCAAGAUGACAAGUGCAACGCAUAUGAAAGUAAUUUUGAUAACUUGGAUUUUAAUGUGGACUUAUUGUCAUGGAAUUCACCCCCAUGGGACUGUUCACAUCAGUACUUUUCAGAUGACAGCAUAAAACCCGAACCUUUGUCUCCAGCUUCUUCCAGUUGUUCCGUACAAUCUCCACAUUCUGUUGAUUCACUGUCAUCUUCAUCACAAUACGUACCGGAAGACCUUGAUGCCUCCUCUAAUUCUCAGAUGUCUCCACUUUCACUGUAUUCUGAAGGAGCACAAAGUCCCAGAUCUCCCGAACAACCUGAAGAGAAACCUACAAUUAUUUCACCACAGACCAAUGUUCAUACACCUGUUAAGCAAAGAAAGCUGGCCCCAGUGAUACCCAAACCAUCCAUUCAACCAAAAACCAUACUGAUUCCUGCAGCUGCAGAUAUCCAAGCAACUACGGGCAUUUCACCCAAAACGAUCAUUUUGCAGUCUGUUACAACACUUCUGCCUAAACAACAGCCUCUUAUUACACUCCAGCCGGCGCCGCCAAGUGGACAACAGGUUUUGCUGACUCCUUCUGCUGUGAUGCAGCUUCCACCACCUGGUAUUCUAACAGCUCAAUCAGUCCUCACCAUGGGCGCAGGAACAACCCCAUUAUCCACAAACUUACUUUCUCCUCAAAACAGUAAAAAUUCAACGGUGAAACCUUUUAUUCAAGCAUCCAUUCAGGGAUCAGAGAGCGGAGCAAAUAUAAAUGUGAUCAGGAGGCAGCAGAGGAUGAUUAAAAACCGUGAGUCUGCUUUGCAGUCGAGAAAGAAGAAAAAAGAAUACAUGCAGGGUCUGGAGCUCCGUCUAAGAGCAGCUCUAUCAGAGAAUGAACGACUAAAGAAAGAGAAUGGUUCUCUGCAGAAACUCCUAGAAGAAGUGGUCUCUGAGAAUCAGAAGCUUAAAGUGACUGCUCCAAAGAGAAGAGCCGUCUGUCUCAUGAUGCUGGCUGUAUUUUUAAUAUUGAAUUUUAAUCCAUUAAGUAUUCUGGAAACAGGAUCUAGCCUAUAUGAUGUGGAAGUUGUUCCUGUUCGCCACAACAGACACCUUCUUGAAUUCUCAGAUGGAAAUGAAAAUGUGGAAACCAAGGAUAUCUCACAGGAGAGUAGCAGGCCUGGGCGUUAUAUCUCCAAUGAGAAGGCUUUGAUGGUAGUCAAGGAGGAGCCAUUGCUAUAUAUCCCAGCACCACCACCUUGCCGCCCACUCGUCAAUCAGACUGAAACACUUAGAUUGAACCAGGAGCUACGGGGCUGGGUCCACAGACAUGAGGUGGAGAGAACAAAGUCCAGACGAAUGACCAACAGCCAAAAGGCACGGGCUGUACAGAAAGCUGAAGAGAAAUCUGGUACAUCACAACUCGUAACAAUGCAAUAUACGGAUACUAGCUUGAAAAACUCUGUGAAUGAGUUGCAAAUUUAUUAUUCCUCUCCAAGAAGCUACCAAGACUUUUUAGAAGCUAUACAUAGAAGAGGAGAUACAUUUUAUGUGGUGUCCUUUCGCAGGGAUCAUCUAUUGUUACCAGCCACAAACCGAAAUAAGACAAGCAGGCCAAAAAUGUCAAUUAUUUUACCAUCAACUAAUGUAAAUGAUAAUGUGAUCAAUGGACAAGACUAUGAAGUGAUGAUGCAGAUAGAUUGCGAGGUCAUGGAUACCCGAAUCUUACAUGUUAAAGCAUCUUCCAUCCCACCAUUUCUAAGAGAGCACCGUGAGAACCAAACAAACGCUUUCUACAGCUCCCCCAACCCUGGUUCAGAAACAUCCCAUUUUGUAGGUGCUAUCAGUGAGUCUCCACUCUGAAUGGUGAAGAUAACUGUUCAAGCCACAUGCUGCCUCAGUGUGUUCUUAAGAUAGUUCCAAGGGUUUAUCUGCACCAUUCUUUGAUACACAAUACAAAGACAUGCUUAUUUUUAACUUCUUGUAAAGUAAAAUUACUUCUAAGAUU
Spea bombifrons (plains spadefoot toad) is the source of this 2209-nucleotide messenger RNA. RefSeq names its product activating transcription factor 6 (gene ATF6). Gene Ontology annotation, cellular component: nucleus. Gene Ontology annotation, molecular function: DNA-binding transcription factor activity, RNA polymerase II-specific; RNA polymerase II cis-regulatory region sequence-specific DNA binding. The transcript is spliced from 16 exons. The record is from RefSeq and is a predicted model, not a curated record. Bases 88 to 2064 code for a protein of 658 amino acids. Gene Ontology annotation, biological process: regulation of transcription by RNA polymerase II; endoplasmic reticulum unfolded protein response. Lineage: Eukaryota; Metazoa; Chordata; Amphibia; Anura; Pelobatidae.